Molecule: messenger RNA, 812 nt
Organism: Camellia sinensis
Lineage: Eukaryota; Viridiplantae; Streptophyta; Magnoliopsida; Ericales; Theaceae
Gene: MUB4
Product: membrane-anchored ubiquitin-fold protein 4 precursor
Molecular function (GO): protein binding
Source: RefSeq, a predicted model, not a curated record
AUAGAGAACUUGCCCCACGCACAACACACAGCAAGCAAAUAACAGUGAAAGCGUCAAGAUCGGGUCUAGGGUUCCUCAAAUUCAUCACCUCUUAUCUCUCUCUCUCUCUCUCAUCUCAUAAUCCACAGUCAGUUGUGGAAUCUCUCUACAACUUCUUGCCCUCAGGUGUUGAAAUUGGUGGGAAGGGUUGGUUGUGGUUUGGUAGGUUGAUCGGAGGUUUUGUUGAAGCUGAGAUUUGAGGUUGCAAAUGCCGGACGAGGACUUGGUGGAGCUUAAGUUCCGAUUGUAUGACGGAACAGACAUCGGUCCGUUUCGGUACUCACCGGCUUCCACAGUAGCCAUGCUCAAGGAGAGAAUUGUCGCUGAGUGGCCUAAAGAUAAAAAAAUUGCACCGAAGGCAGCGAAUGAUGUCAAACUGAUAAAUGCUGGAAAAAUUCUGGAGAACGGCAAGACUGUUGGCCAAUGCAGAAUACCAUUUGGAGAGCUUCCAAAAAGUGUCAUAACCAUGCAUGUUGUUGUGCAGCCGUCUUUAGCAAAAGCAAAAACAGAAAAGAAGGUUGAUGAGGCUCCGAGGAAAAACUUCUGCCAAUGUUCAAUAUUGUGAGAAGUUAAAAGUUUGAUUCAGAAUUAAUCUUGUGAGAUUCUUGUUGGGAUCAACCGGUCUGUGGAAUUGAGCAGUUGGAAAGACAAUAAUUUGUAAACAGUACCAUAUACCUCAUUUUACAUAUGUUUGUUGGAGGGCAUUCCUUUGUAACACUGCUUGUCGUUUGUUAUGCAUAUCUGCCUUUUAUAAAUUCUUGUGUUUGUGUACA